AUGGCAGAGAAGUAUUUCAUCAGUUGGCAUCUACUGGCUUUAUUUUUUCUUCCAUUUUGCCUGUGUCAAGAUGAAUACAUGGAGCCCCCACAAACUGGACCGCAGAAUCCAGACUGUAGUUCCUGCUGCCGUGGUGACUUUGGAGUUCGACUCUACCAAGGGCCCCCAGGACCUCCCGGGCCCCCUGGGAUGCCAGGAAAUCAUGGAAACAAUGGAAAUAAUGGAGCAACUGGCCAGGAAGGAGCCAAAGGUGAGAAAGGAGACAAAGGAGAUAUGGGACUGAGGGGAGAGCGUGGCCAUCAUGGACCCAAAGGCGAGAAGGGUUACCCUGGGAUUCCCCCAGAGCUACAGGUCGCAUUCAUGGCUUCCAUGGCUACUCACUUCAGCAACCAGAACAGUGGGAUCAUCUUCAGUAGUGUCGAAACCAAUGUUGGGAAUUUCUUUGAUGUCAUGACUGGGAGAUUUGGUGCUCCAGUGAACG
This is a messenger RNA of Gymnogyps californianus (California condor), 481 nucleotides long. Its product is annotated as complement C1q tumor necrosis factor-related protein 3-like. The record is from RefSeq and is a predicted model, not a curated record. Gene Ontology annotation, molecular function: protein binding. Lineage: Eukaryota; Metazoa; Chordata; Aves; Accipitriformes; Cathartidae. The annotation marks the transcript as partial. The transcript is spliced from 4 exons.